UGUAGACUUUACCUACCUUCUCUAUAAAUUCCAUUACUAAACUCAUCUUCCUCCUCUACCGACACCACUCUCUAGAAGAACAUGGUACAAUCAAAGAAGUUCAAAGGUGUCAGACAACGCCAGUGGGGCUCUUGGGUUUCUGAAAUUCGCCACCCUUUGCUGAAGAAAAGGAUAUGGCUCGGAACAUUUGAGACAGCAGAGGAAGCAGCAAGAGCAUAUGAUGAAGCAGCAAUCUUGAUGAAUGGUCAAGUUGCAAAAACAAACUUCCCAAUAGUGAAGGAGAAUCAUGUUAACAACAGUAAUGACAAGAAAUUCCCCUUAUCUUCUUCAUCAACACUGUCCACUGUGCUCAAUGCAAAGCUGAGGAAAUGUUGCAAAUAUCCAGCACCUUCCAUGACCUGUCUGAGGCUCGAUAACGAUAAUUGUCAUAUUGGAGUAUGGCAAAAAAGAUCAGGAAAAAAUUCAGGUUCUAAUUGGAUAACAAAAAUUGAGCUUGGGAAGAAGGAGGAGCCUCAUCAAAGCCAUGAGAGUAUGAAUUCUUGGUCUCUAUCAUCAUCCUCUGGUUUUACAUCCUCUUCAUCUUCUUCUGAACUUGGAAUAAGUAAGCCAUUGGAUGAAGAAAACAGAGCUGCUAUGCAGAUGGUUGAAGAGCUACUCUAUUGGAAUUCUCCAUUUUCUUCUGCACCUAUUAGUGAUCUCUCUCCCUCUUUUUCCAACUCUAAGUGAUAGCAAAUGUGGGAUGUAGUACAUAGUUAAUUAGGUACCCU
Messenger RNA from Nicotiana tabacum (common tobacco), 767 nucleotides. Lineage: Eukaryota; Viridiplantae; Streptophyta; Magnoliopsida; Solanales; Solanaceae. The record is from RefSeq and is a predicted model, not a curated record.